AUGUCCCCCUUCCGAUUGUUUAGCUUUCUCAGUCUAGCUCUGUCAGUUGCAUCUCACUCAAUCCCAGUGGAUCGAAUAAAAUGGACGGACUGCUCCAAGAAUGUCCCCCAAUCAACUGGUUCUUUCAAUGGUUCCGCAAUUGAUCUCACCAACCUUCCUCCGACUCUCCAUUGUGGUCAGAUCGAUGUCCCGAUGGAUUAUUCGAAACCAUUGUGCCAUACGAAUAUGAUCACACUGCGGCUGGCAAUGUACCGACCGGCCAACCCUAAAGGAGUUCUAUUCUUCAACCCAGGUGGAACUGAUCCCGGAGUUGUGGUUGCUUGGGAAGUAGCUCUCGGCCUCACCAAAAUUUUCUCGGAGCUCAUGGACUUCGAUCUACUGGUAAUGGAUGUCAGAGGCACCUUCAGCUCCAACCCUUUAAAUGUGUCCUUGGAGACUUUCAGCGGGCUACUUGGUAGAUACCCAACGAACCAAACUGCUUUUAACGUAGUGAAAAAAGCAUCUUCCAAGGUUAUUCAAUCGUGGAUCGACUCUAGCUCUCCCCCAGGGAUCAUCGAGCAUGUAGGGACACGUGAAGUAGUGCAGGACUACGAAAGUAUUAGGCUGGCUCUUGGAUACGCAAAGAUCGAUUUCCUGGGCGCCUCGUAUGGUUCCUUUAGAGCGGCACAAUACGCUGCUAAAUAUCCCAAUCGGGUGAAUAAUUUUGUGCUGGAUGCAGUAGUCCCACACGGACGAAGUCUCCUCGCCCAAGCUCAAGAUGAUAUAGCAGCAUCAAACAGGCUAAUGCUUCGGGCGGAUGCAUACUGCCAGAACGAUCCCACUUGUCCAUUCCAUACUCAAGGCCAAGGUAGUGUUCUCAAGGCCUUUCAGAAGGUGCUUUCGAACGCGAAGGAGUCUCCGUAUUUCAUCCCACCUUGUGUCAAUAGUACGCAAUGCUACCCCUAUGUAACGGAUCUCGACGUCCAGACAGUGAUGCUUGGAAAUCUUCUGGGAUCGCCGGAUUUCCCAGCUAUUCUCACCGGAAUCAGCAGUGCGCUGUCUGGAGAUGGAAGCUUUUUCGUGUAUGGGCCUCCUCCGCUUGAAGCAGUCGUUGCAAUGCCGUUACUUUGCAAUGACUAUGAGUAUGAGAGAACAUUUGAGUAUUUCCAACGCUCACUAGAGCAAGGGCUAAAGAAGGAUCACAGUGGUAUCGGCAUGACGCAAGCCUGGCAAAUUCAGGUAUAUUUAUUUCCCAAGCUCCUGACAACGGCUGUCCAAAUUGCUGAUUCUCUCGGCUGUAGUUAUGGUGCUCCGCAUGGCCAUUCCAAACACCAGCCUCUGAGCGAUUACCCAUACGCCACAAAAUGGCUCUCGUAA
Messenger RNA from Venustampulla echinocandica, 1356 nucleotides. RefSeq lists its product as uncharacterized. The transcript has 9 exons. The coding region runs from base 1 to 1356 and encodes 451 amino acids. The record is from RefSeq and is a predicted model, not a curated record. NCBI's taxonomy places the organism in Eukaryota, Fungi, Ascomycota, Leotiomycetes, Helotiales, Pleuroascaceae.